Messenger RNA from Vanessa atalanta (red admiral), 5241 nucleotides. RefSeq lists its product as uncharacterized. Gene Ontology annotation, molecular function: monocarboxylic acid transmembrane transporter activity. The transcript is spliced from 8 exons. Gene Ontology annotation, biological process: transmembrane transport; monocarboxylic acid transport. Bases 358 to 2082 code for a protein of 574 amino acids. NCBI's taxonomy places the organism in Eukaryota, Metazoa, Arthropoda, Insecta, Lepidoptera, Nymphalidae. The record is from RefSeq and is a predicted model, not a curated record.
UGUGCAACAAGGAUAAAUGAAAACAUAUGAGAGAGAAAUAACAAAGAGGUUAUGGAAACAGAAACAGUUAGCAUUUAGUACUCAAGAGAUACAUAACAGUGUCAUCUUUUAAAAUUUUAGUGUUCAGAUUCUUUUUAUUUUGUGAACGCGAUAGUAUUCAUUUCUUAUCAAUAUAUUUUUACUUAAAAAAGAAAUGUGUAUUAGUUGAAGUUAUAAUAAAAAAAGUUUUACUUACACUAUAGAGAAAUACGUUUAUUCAAAAUAAUUUAAUUGAGAUGGUGUUUUAAACUUAUUUCGCAACGACGCUUAUAUGGGAAACAUAUUUCUUGAAACGAUUCGUAGGUGACAAAGGCCAAAAUGACGGUGGAGAAAAGCAAAGGGACAGAGAAGAAGGCCCCGCCGGCGACACAGAAAGUAGCACCGGACGGCGGCUGGGCGUGGAUGGUGUGCCUGGGUGUGAGUUUAGUUAAUUUUUCAACGCGUUCCCUCGAGCCGUCCUUCGGUUUAUUAUUUAAGGACCUGCUGGACGACCUCGGCGUCCACACGACGGGCGCGUCAUUCAUCGCCAGCACGCUCGACUCCGUCGUGAACUUCUCGGGUUUCUUCGUGGGCCCUGUGAUAAAGACAUUCUCGUAUCGGAAAGUCUGUUUCGUUGGAUCGACGAUAUGUGCACUGGGACUUCUCUUCACCGCUCCAGCCAACAGUAUAGGACAUAUAUUGGCCACGUACAGUAUAUUGGGAGGGUUCGGCGUUGGUUUGGCAUCAGCGUCAUCGUUUGUCUCACUCAAUCAUUAUUUCUCGAAGAAGCGUGGGCAGGCUGUUGGCCUGUCUAUGGCUGGUACAGGGUUCGGUCUGAUGGUCAUGCCUCAACUAGUCAAACUGCUACUGAGUGAAUACGGGUUCAGAUGGACUGUUAUUAUAUUGGGCGCUCUGGCUUUCCAUGCUGUACUUGGAUCAUGUUUACUUCAGCCUGUCAAAAGACAUCUUAUUGAUGCGCCAGUCGACUGUGAGAUGCAAUUAGUAAAGGAAAUGGAGUGUAUACACGAAAGUGACGAAGAGGCUGAUGAUAAAUUCGAAAUAAAUCCGCUCGUCACGCAUCCGAUGCCGAAGUUGACCAAGCAGAGGUCCAACGUCAACAUGAACCACCCCUCGGUCCGGACCGUGGGUCUCCCGCGGGCGAAGACUUGCGACAAGCCGCUCCAAGAGUUCGACGGCACGACCAACCCGAUCGCGGGGCUGACGACCGCCGCGUCGGUGGCCGCCAUGCAGCGCGUCACGUCCAGCAGCAGCAUGACCGAGGCGGCCCGCAAGAGGAAGGUGUCCGUCAUAUCCAAUAUAUCCAACAUGGACUUCACCGGGAGCUACUUGCAGCUGUACCUCGAUACAGUAGAUGACGACACAUUACAAAUGAAAGCGUUCAAGAAAGUCGAGCAAGAAGUACAAAAGAAGCAAGGCUUCUUUAGGAAGUUUAUCGCGUUGAUGGACUUGGAUUUGUUAAAAGAUUGGUCCUUCUUAAACCUGCUGCUGGGCCUGUCGUUGUUCUGGAGCGGGGAACUACAGUUUAGGAUGUUGACACCAUUUUUUAUUAGGAGCUUAGGAUAUAAUAUGAACGAAACCGCAUUCUGUUUGUCCAUGACGGCCAUAACUGACAUCGGAGUGCGCUUGGUAUUGCCGCCCAUAUUCGACAGGCUCGCGAUCACUAAGAAGAUGAUAUUCUUUAUUUCGGCUUUCUUCUUAGCUGCUACUAGAUCAGUUCUGGCCGAGCAGUCGGAAUGGGUGCCGCUGAUGGUGUGGCUGUCGAUCUGCGGGUUCUUCCGAGGCAUGUGCCUGAGCAACUUCACGCUGACGAUAUCGGAGUACUGCCCGCUGGAGAAGCUGCCGGCCGCCUUCGGCCUGCACAUGGUCAGCAAGGGCGUCUUCGUCGUCAUCAUCGGGCCGCUCAUUGGCUACGUGCGCGACUACACGGGCAGCUUCGCGACGUGCAUCCACGUGCAGAACGCGCUCAUCAUGUCGUGCGUGCUGGUGUGGGGCGCCGAGUACGCGCUGGCCUUCACGCGCCGCCGCAAGCUCGUGCAGAUCUAGCGCCCGCUGCUGAUGCGGCUCCUGCCUCGUUAGCGUUAGGCUCGAGACUUCGCUUUUUUUAGUUCCACCGGCUCCUGUGGCAAGGUUUAAAACGGUUCGGUGUGAUUCCAUGACUCGUCGGAUUGAGUAGGCAUUUGUAUCUCUCUUUUUAGAAACGUUUUAGAUGACUUUUCUAGGUAUUCAUUUUACUAUGAUAUUUUUAGACGACUGUACGUAGAAAUUUAGAUUACUCCUUGCGUAGACUCUUUGUCUGUUGUUCAAAUAAUUCGGCGCCAAGCGAUUGUUUCAGUAAAAAAAGCGAGAGAAAAUGUAGGAUCCCAUCCUAUGAAAUAUUAUUGACAUUGGUAAUUAAACGUCCUUUAAAGAUUUAAAGAAACAGUCCAUAAACGUUCGAUUUAAAAAAAAAAAAGUUACAACUUUUUCAUAGUACUUUCUUUUACAAUCGUUUCCGUAGUCGACAUACUUCCAACGAGUGACAUUUAUCAGUAGUGAACUUCUCUCUAAUCGUUGACAAUUGUUACGAGUAGUAAACUAAGACUGUAGAACGAAUGAAUGAUAGGAGUGAAACCGCAGCGUUUCAAUCCUGUAAAAACCUGACAUAAAAUAUUAUAUUUUUUAUCUUUAUUAAUAGAAGGCUAUUCACAAUCUGUGUUAUUAUUACCAGAAUUAAUUAUUUUUUAAUUGACUUUUUAUGCGUUGUUUUAUUAUAAGAUCUCAUUAAUUGCAAAAUCAUUAAUUGUGUUAAUAACACAUUUAUUUGACAAAAUGAUUUUAAAUGAUGCGUUAUUAUUAAGUUCAAUUUUAGGCAGUUACUUUGUAGUUUAACGGGCGGACUAGUGUAAGAUAUCAUAUAAAUAGUAAAGAUUUAUUUGUUUGUUAUCGAUAAACUAUGAAACUACUGAACCGGUUUUCAUAAUUUCUUAACAAUCGAUUAUUCCAUUUCCACUUUAUUCCACUGCGAAUAAGAUUUUUUUAUUGUAUAAUAUUUAUACAACAUAAACUGGAUUUCACGCGGGCGAGGCCGUGGGCAGAGCUAUAUGUUAAUAUUGCGUCGAAGAUUCUAGCAUAGUACGAUCAACGUACAAGAGCGAGUCGUAUCGAAUAUUUGUAUAAAAAAAAAACACAUUUGAAGUGGCAUUAUAAUGCCGCGCCUUUGCCGUUGAUAACUUUUUUUGGGUGUUGCUUUGCAAUUAAUGAUUUCUUGCAGUACGCCGCCAAUUAUAUAAAAUAUAAUAAUUGUUUUCAUACUGUUAAUACAUUGUUUAAUUAAUUGGAAAAUGUAUUCAAACAAUGAUUCUAAUUAAAUAUAAUUGCAAAUUGAAAUGUAAUAAUAAUCUGCCAAAUUUUUAAACUGUUUAGUUAAGUUCUUUAUAUUCAUGUUAUAAAUAUGUAAACAAUAUUUUAUUGUUAUAUUUCAAACUUUCCGUCUUCCAAAUUUUUUUAAUAUCGAUGUAUCGACGUGGGCUUUUCGACAUGUGAUUUUAGCGACCAAAUAGUAUACUAACUUUUGAUAAAUGCGUUAUUGUACUUAGAAUAUAAAAAUAUUAUAUGCCAUUUUGACAUUUGAUCUGUCAUUUUAAUAUUAGGCAUUAUAUGUAAUCUGUACUUAUUAUAAUCAUGCAAUCAAUUAAUGAAAUGUGUGUGCCAAUCUUUGUAAAUAAUAAUACUUAUAUUCAAAUGUAAACUAUAUAUUUUAAUAUUUGUAUGGUUAUACAUGACAUCGUGAAUGGGAAGGAUUACAUAAGUCAUUGAAUUAUUAUUUCAGUGACUUGUACGGUUAUGCUGUUUGCUGAUAAUUCGUAUUGUAUUGAAAUUUAGGUUUCGUUUCUGUAUUAGUGUCAGUAAAUAUCCAUAUUUUUCUAAUUCUAAUGAACUUUUUAACACUUAAGCUUGUCACCUUGAGAAGUAUAUAUAAUUUUUUUUUUUUUAAUUAUUUUUUCUUAACGGACUUAUAAGUCAGAAACAUGUUAGUAGUAAAUUAGAAAACAUAUCAAGUAAAUAAAUACAUAUGUUGUUUUUGUAAAUAUUAAAAAUGUUUAUCACAUCAAUUAUGUAAACAACUUAACGUGUAGUUUAUAACAUUUUUGUUAUAUAUUUCAUCCAUGAAGAUGAAAAAUUCGAGAAUUAUAACGACCAGUAACAUGGAAUGUUAAAUUUUAUUCUAUUUUAAAUCAUAAUAGUAAAUUAAAUGGCCAUAUCCUUAAACGGUAGUACGUUAUUUCGAAUUUUAAAUAGUUGUUGUAAAAUGACAACUAAAUUAUUGCCACUUAAAAAAAACUAAACAGUGAUGUUAUAACAGUUAGUAAUAAAACGUAUAUUAAUAUGAUUUUGUUUCUACUUCUUACAACAUUAUCAAGUAAAACUUCCGUUAUUAUUAUUAAAAAAUAAACUUAGUUGAAUUAAGAAUGUUAUUAUGUGGUUAGUGAUAUUUUAAAUGUCGACAUUGUUGGUGUAUUUUGUAUGAGGACGAGUUUUAAAAAUCGAAUAAAUGAAUGUUUUGUUUCAUUAAAAAAUAUGCACUAAUUGUUUAAGAGUGUUAUUAUUGCUAUACAUGAUGUUAUUUAGAACAGUCGAUUUAUUUUCUCCGAGUUUAGUAACCAAAUCAUAUUACAACAUCUAUUUAUUUUAGAAAAAGCGAAUUUAAGAAAUGUAUGUAGUAACUGUCAACUGUCUCGAAACAUAUAAAUACAUUUCGGUUUACUGUGUGAAUUCGAAAUACAGUUUCGUAGUGAUAUCUCUUUGUCAAGGUUAAAAUUCAUUGGCGACAUAAUCUGUGCCCUGUCGGCACAACUAAAAACCACUAAACUAAUUCACUGUCAAAAUUUUAUUAUCCCAUUUACGUGACAUUGCCGAAAAUCUGUGCCGUCACAACUACUAACCGUUAACUUAAAAAAUUAUAUCUAAUCGAAUACAAGGGGUGGUGAAGCGAUAGUGCAGUUUAUUUAAUUACAUUAAUCACAUUCGAUAUCGUUGUCUCGAGACAGUUGCGGUUCAGUCACCUCAAAGGUUAAUGAAUUAUAGAGAUAACUUUACAUUGGAUGGUGCGUGCUGCGAAAUUGUCUGUCUAGAUAUCCUACAAAAUAUAUAACUGUACAACUCUUGUAAACUAGCAAGACUUUUAUAAAGAAUGACUUAAUCUAUUAAAGUACUUAUUGGUUA